AUGGCGACGGUUUACGUGAACGGAAAUGUCUACACGGUCGACUCCAGCAUUCCCCGGGCUGAGGGAUUCGUCGUCCAGCCCGAUGGCACCUUUGGCAGGGUCGGCUCGACGGCGGAGCUGUCCAAGUUGGCCUCUUCCACCGGCGCCAAACUCGUCGACCUCAAGGGCCAGUUUGUGAUGCCGGGCAUGCACGACGCUCACUGCCACCUCCUCGUCGCAUCGCAGGAGAAGCUCUUCGAGGCCAAGCUCGGGCUCGAAUCGGGCCCGGAUGAGACGGUUCGCAAGCUCAGAGACUACGCGUCCUCGUGUCAACACCUCGAAACCGUGGGCAACUGGCUUAUCGGCAACUUCUACCACUGGCGCAACUUCAAAGACAAGAAGCCAGACCGCAAGUUCCUCGACGAGGCCUUCGGCGAUCAGCCCGUGGUGAUCCGAGAAUACACCACCCACAACAUCUUCGCCAACACGGCGGCACUCAAGGCGGCCGGCUAUGAGGAGAACCCGGAAGAUCCAUGGGACGGCUACUACGUCCGGCGGGACGAUGGCACAAUCACCGGAGAGUUGAUCGAGGGCGCCGCCAAACGGAUGUGGUCCUCCAUUCCCAAGGGUACCCCUGAAUCGCAUGUCGAGGCCCUCGCAUACGGCGUCAAGAUGGCCAACCGGUUCGGCUUCACCGCGGUGCAAGAGGCAUCGGCCAACGCCGUCUACCUCGAGGCAGCCAAGAAGCUGGACGAGAUGGGCUUGAUGACCAUCAACCUGGAUGCACAUGUGGUGUUUUGGGGCGCCGCCUUCAGCCAAGAGCUUCCCGAGACUCUCAUCCAUAGCAUCAACAAGGCCUACCGUUAUCAGACCAAGCACUUCAACCCCAACUUUGUCAAGUUCUGGCUGGACGGCGUGCCGUGGGAGCCGCACCUCACCCACUGCCCGCUCGCCGACGACGGGAAGCCGGAUUACAAGAAGAUCCUGGUGCCUCCGGCCAUCUUCGCCGAUGCCAUCGAGCGGUUCGACAAGGAGGGGCGCACAUGCAAGGUGCAUGUGUGUGGACAAGGCUCCGCCCGGUUCGCCCUCGACUGCUUCGAAGAGAUGCGCAAGCGCCGCCCCGACGGCCCCAAGCAUGAGCUCGCCCACAACAUGGACGUCCAUCCCGAUGACUUUGAGAGGUACCAGCGGCUGAACAUCACGGCCGAGAUGAGCCCGGCCAUUUGGCACGAAGCAGACUACCAGCCCGAGCACAACCCGAUGUCGGUGUAUCCAUUCGCGGGACUGAGAAAGGCGGAUGCCUUGCUCACCAUCGGGAGCGACUGGGUCUUUGCGCCAGAAACGCCCAAUAUCUUCCCAGGGUUGCAGGCGCUGUUGGAGGGUCGCAAGGGCUGGGAGAUGGAGAAGGAGGAUGUCCUUCGCAUCAUCACCAUCGAUGGCGCGAAGGCCACCAACAGAGACGCCAAAGAAGGCAGCAUCACGCCCGGAAAGCUGGCCAACUUCAUCAUCCUCGACCGAGACCUCAGCACCGCCGCUGACAUCAGCACCACGGUCGUGCGCAAGACCUUCUUCGAAGGCAAGGAGGUCUAUAACUAUGAGACGGACGACCUGAAGCACUUUCAGGGCAGACCAGGCUAG
Molecule: messenger RNA, 1617 nt
Organism: Capronia epimyces CBS 606.96
Lineage: Eukaryota; Fungi; Ascomycota; Eurotiomycetes; Chaetothyriales; Herpotrichiellaceae
Exons: 1
Coding region: 1-1617 (538 amino acids)
Molecular function (GO): hydrolase activity, acting on carbon-nitrogen (but not peptide) bonds
Source: RefSeq, a predicted model, not a curated record